Prorocentrum cordatum is the source of this 816-nucleotide messenger RNA. NCBI's taxonomy places the organism in Eukaryota, Dinophyceae, Prorocentrales, Prorocentraceae. The record is from the annotation of a GenBank genome assembly.
AUGACCUGCAGCUCCGCGCGGACUUCUUGGAUCGGCGCUUGGACCCCCUGGCGUCGCAUUCGGCGCAGCCCCUGGCGCGCUGCGGGUGUUCCGCUGCGCCGGCCUGCGGCGCGCCGCGCUGCAGAUGCGCCGGCGCGUGCAGCUGGGCAUCGCGCUGGAGCUCCGAUGGCCCAAGGGAUCCUGCACCCAGGGCUGGGGAAUUCGGCGUCCUUCGAGGCGAUGAGCGUCUUCACCGACAGCGCGAACGCCAUGGUGGCGCUCCACGUCUUCGUCGUGUGGAAGUACCACCACCCGCGCGUCUUCCUGCGCGACGCGCUGAUGGCCCGGCACGUCACCAGGAUCGCGCUGGAGAGGCCGCCCCCCAGGGAAGACCCCACGGCGAGCCUGCCAGGCCCCGUGCCAGACUUCAACGCGCCGUGCAGCCCGGGGCCGCCGGGGGGCCCCGCGGCUGGCGCGGCGGCGGCGCCGGCGCCGCUGCUCGCCGGCGCCGGGGCGGAGCCGCUCGCAGUGCUCGUGGAGACCGGGCCGUGGGCCCGCCGGCUGGAGCUCAGGAGGCCCGCGCCGCCGGGCCCCGCGGCAGGCCCCGAGGGCGGUGGCGCCGCCCCGGAGGGGCAGCGCCCGACGCCAUUUGGGCAGCUGCUGCAGGUGGGCGUGCUGCACGUCGACCGGCUCGGCGGGGAGACCCUGGACCCCGCGGCGCUGCGGGAGCUGCUCGGCGGGGACCUGCAGAUAGCCAAGGAUCGGGGGAGGUGGAAGUGGACCUGCUCUCCGCCAGGGAGGCGUACGUGGACGCGGAAAGGCUGGCGCCGUUCCUGA